Molecule: messenger RNA, 551 nt
Organism: Lactuca sativa (garden lettuce)
Lineage: Eukaryota; Viridiplantae; Streptophyta; Magnoliopsida; Asterales; Asteraceae
Product: complex 1 family protein / LVR family protein
Biological process (GO): mitochondrial respiratory chain complex III assembly
Cellular component (GO): mitochondrial matrix
Molecular function (GO): protein folding chaperone
Source: RefSeq, a predicted model, not a curated record
GCGUCGUCGCUUCAUGUAUUCUUCGAGUCCGCUGGUCGGCGUCGUGAUCUACAGCAGAAUAACAACUCAAUAGAGAGCAAAAAUGGCAGCAAGAGGAUUAGCAGCGGAAGCCCUGACAGCUUACAGAGGGCUGCUGAGAGCGACUCGGAAAUCAUUCGCCGGAGAUACCGUGAUGCUCGAGGGGUCUGCGGCCGAGGUGAGGAAGAAAUUUGAGGAGAACCGUCACGUGACCUCUGAACCGGAGAUUCGGAAACUCCUCGACGAGGCACGCGAAGCCUCUGAUUUCAUAUCUAACAUGAUUGUUCAGGCCAAACUCAAUUCCCGCGGCGGCUACGAAGUGAAGCCAAGCAAGGAUCAUGCAGGAGCAACACUCGAAGUCCCUUCUGAAGAAAUUCUUAAAAAUUCUGUCUGAUGAAUAACUACAAAAGCUAGCAAUUAAUUGUUGAUCUAUUUUCCCUAAUUAUACUGAGAGCUCAUAUAUAUAUUUUUGAUUAUGUAAUUCAUCAUAAUUAUGAGAUUUUGUCUUCAUAUAAACUCUUACCUUCUUUCUA